Molecule: messenger RNA, 369 nt
Organism: Strongyloides ratti
Lineage: Eukaryota; Metazoa; Nematoda; Chromadorea; Rhabditida; Strongyloididae
Exons: 5
Coding region: 1-369 (122 amino acids)
Source: RefSeq, a predicted model, not a curated record
AUGAUUGUAUAUAUUUUACAUUAUUUUAUAUUACUUAUACUUGUUUUUUAUAAAAAUAUUGAAUCUAUUAAAUGUUUUUGUAAAAAUGCAGAUUGUGAUGAUUCAAUAACAUGUAACGGAGAUUAUUGUAUAGUCGGAUUAGGUGGAAAACCUGGACAAAGCACAUUAGACCAAAAAUGUAUUUAUCAUGAUGAAGAUAGACCUGAAGGAUGUUCACAAAAUUGGAAUGGAUUUACAGAGAUAGCCGACAACAAGAGGAAAUGGAACAUUUUCAAUCAUCCGGUGGAAAGAAAACACUUUCAAAUUAUAAAUCAACAGGAAGUAAUCAAUAUCAUAAAAAGAAACAUUCAACACAAAGCAAUAGUUUAA